This is a messenger RNA of Ogataea angusta, 777 nucleotides long. RefSeq lists its product as uncharacterized. The record is from RefSeq and is a predicted model, not a curated record. NCBI's taxonomy places the organism in Eukaryota, Fungi, Ascomycota, Pichiomycetes, Pichiales, Pichiaceae. The coding region runs from base 1 to 777 and encodes 258 amino acids. The transcript is spliced from 2 exons. Gene Ontology annotation, molecular function: protein binding; chromatin binding. Gene Ontology annotation, cellular component: Set1C/COMPASS complex.
AUGGCAACGCCCAUCUCGGCCAACCUUCUGCUUUCGUUGAAGCCGGCAAAACUGUUUACCAAUCACGUACCGAACACGCCCAUAACAUCGAUUGACUUUGAUCACACAGGCCAGUUCCUUCUAACUGCCGGAGUCGACGAAAGCAUACAUCUCUACGAUGUCGCCAAAGGAAAACAUGUCAAGCCCAUCUAUUCCAAAAAAUAUGGCUGUCAUCUGGCCAAAUUGACCCGCAAGGAAAACACCUGUGUCUUCGCAUCCACUAAGGAAAACGAUACAAUUCGGUAUCUAUCGCUACAUGAUAAUUCUUUUAUCAGAUAUUUCAAAGGCCAUACGGCCUUGGUGACAGAUCUGGCCAUGGCCGAUCUUAAUCAUAUGUUUAUUAGCGCCGCCUACGAUUGCACUGUCCGCGUUUGGGACACAAGGAGUGCCAACUGCCAGGCAACUCUAGUCACCGACGACAUAGCGUCCUCCAUAGCCCUUGAUCCAACCAACACAGUCGUUGCCAUUUACAACAAAACUUCGAAUGUCCUGUCCCUGCAUGCGGUGGCGCAUAUCACGGACCGACCAUUUACCACUGUGGUGUGCGAUUUUGCGAAGCCAUCCAAGACUGCCAGGCCAGCUGCCGCUCAUCGAGAGAGAUUAUCCCGACACGGGCAAUCUGGCGGUCUCCCCCGACUGUCGGUUCAUUUUUGGUGGCAAUGGCGACGGCUCUGUACUGGUAUGGGACUUGAAGCUUUUGUCGACUCAGAACCUGCCGGCAAUAUUGCAUCCAGUUAA